Salvia hispanica is the source of this 2104-nucleotide messenger RNA. RefSeq names its product proteinaceous RNase P 1, chloroplastic/mitochondrial-like. Gene Ontology annotation, molecular function: protein binding; ribonuclease P activity. The record is from RefSeq and is a predicted model, not a curated record. Lineage: Eukaryota; Viridiplantae; Streptophyta; Magnoliopsida; Lamiales; Lamiaceae. Gene Ontology annotation, biological process: tRNA 5'-leader removal.
UGAGUUAUGGAGUAUUUAUAAUUAUCCUUAGACAGUUCAGAUUUUGGCCUCCGUCAUUCAUUUUCUCAAUCACCUUCUGCACUUUGGAGGUCGUCGGAAACAGGCAAUGAAAGUCGGCGCUUUUUUUCCGGCGCCGUUUCUUGCUGAAGUCCAGUGAGUAAAUCCAUCGAGCAUUUGGCGGGCGUACCGCGCAGGCGCGCAGCUGAUUCUUUGUCUUGCAAUUGCACUUUCUUGAAUCCGAGGGUGAAUUUUGGUGAACUUUUUUUUUAGCAGCGAUGCUACUCCGUGUGGCGUCGUGCUCACCCAAAACCUCUCUUCUUCUUCUCUCCCACUUCUGUAAGAGCUCCAAUUCCCUUCUUGAGCAUUCAAAAUGCUUCAGUUAUCUCCGGCAGCGGCAUACUUCUUCACUGAAGACUAAAAUUAACGCGAGGAACCAGCCUAAAAGCCCCAUUUCGAUGGAAAGAAAAGCAAGACAUUUUUCCUCCGAUUCCGCUGAGGCUCUCCUCAGAAAAAAAUCGACGGAUUUGAGCAACCGAAUGUCCAAAAAGGCGCGUAGAGAGUCCCCGGAUAUGGUUCUACGCGUGAAACUCGAUCAAUGCUCGAAAAAUGGAGACUUGGCUGAGGCCCUUCGCCUCUACGAGGAGGCGAAGGCCAAUGGCGUGGAGCUCAAUCAGCAUCAUUACAAUGUGUUGCUUUACUUGUGCUCUUUAAAUCCUGAGGAGGGUGGAGAGAAUCUUGAGAGAUUUGAUAAAGGAUUUGAGAUUUUCAAGCAAAUGGGAGCUGAUAAUGUGGCCCCAAAUGAGGCAACAUUCACAAACAUCUCUAGGUUGGCUGCUUCGAAAGAGGAUCCUGAAUUGGCUUUUAGUUUAGUUAAAAAGAUGAAGAACCAUGGAAAUGCCCCCAAAUUGAGGUCGUAUGGGCCGGCGUUGUUUGGGUUCUGCAAGAAGGGGAUGGCAGAUAAGGCUUAUGAGGUGGAUUCUCAUAUGUUGGAGAGUGGAGUUGCUGCUGAGGAGGCUGAGCUCUCUGCCCUCCUCAGGGUUAGCUCUGAAGCCGAGAGGGAGGGGAAGGUGUAUGAAAUGAUGCAUAGGUUGAGGGCGGCGGUAAGGCAGGUGUCUGAGGAAACUGCAGCUGUGGUGGAGGAGUGGUUUAGUUCAAGAAAGGCUGCUGAGGUUGGAGCUAGGAAAUGGGAUGUUGAGAGCGUGAAGAGAGGGGUUUUGGAGGGAGGGGGCGGAUGGCACGGCCAAGGAUGGUUGGGGAAGGGUGAGUGGAGAGUGGUGAGGACGAGGAUGAAUGAGGCUGGGGUUUGCCAAUCGUGCGGGGAGAAGCUGGUUUGCAUUGAUAUUGAUCCACAGGAGACGGAGAAUUUUGCCAAGUCACUUGCUAAAUUAGCCGCUGAGAAGGAAGUUAAGAGCAACUUUGCACAAUUUCAGGAGUGGCUUCAACGGCAUGGUCCAUUUGAUGCUGUGGUUGAUGGUGCAAACUUGGGUCUUGCUAAUCAACGCACAUUCAAUUUUGGUCAGAUUAAGAGAGUUGUGCAUCAGUUGCGCCAAAUGAGUCCGUCAAAGAAGUUACCCCUUGUUGUUCUACACCAAGCACGAGUCAGACGUGGUCCGGCUCAGCAACCGAACAACAAGAAAUUGUUGGAAAGCUGGAAAAACGCUGGCACACUUUAUGCAACACCUCAGGGUUCAAAUGAUGAUUGGUAUUGGCUGUAUGCUGCUGUGAGUUCAAGGUGUUUGCUUGUGACAAAUGAUGAGAUGAGAGAUCACUUAUUCAACCUUUUAGGCAAUAGCUUCUUCCCUAGAUGGAAAGAAAAGCACCAGGUCCGUUUAAAAUACACCACUGAAGACGGGCUUACAUUGCACAUGCCACCACCAUAUUCAAUCGUUAUCCAGGAGUCGGAACGAGGCCAAUGGCACAUACCAACUGUGACUGGAGAUGAUCUUGAGGCCCCUAGACAAUGGAUUUGUACGACAAGGGCAAGACCGGACGCAUAGCUAGGUUCCAUUACCAACAUCCUUAAUUUUUUCAGCAAUAAAACCUUGCUCGUUCCUUUUUGAUAUACAAAUGUUUUCGAUAUUGUAAUUGCAUAUACAUUGUGUUA